This is a messenger RNA of Geosmithia morbida, 1920 nucleotides long. Its product is annotated as concentrative nucleoside transporter, CNT family. The record is from RefSeq and is a predicted model, not a curated record. Gene Ontology annotation, biological process: nucleoside transmembrane transport. Lineage: Eukaryota; Fungi; Ascomycota; Sordariomycetes; Hypocreales; Bionectriaceae. The transcript is spliced from 2 exons. The coding region runs from base 1 to 1920 and encodes 639 amino acids. Gene Ontology annotation, molecular function: nucleoside transmembrane transporter activity; symporter activity. Gene Ontology annotation, cellular component: membrane.
AUGGCCGACAGCCUCGAUAACAAGGUCCCGCACUCGGACCCUGCGUUGGACCCUGCCCACCAACACACCCACCACCACCACAACCACGCUCCCAGUGCUCAGGCCCCCGAGGGAGACGUUGUCUACACCACCGGCACCACCGUCGACCCGUCCAACGUGCCCACCCAGCAUCACCAUGUCGGGGACCACUCGCCCGCAUUGUCGGAAAAGGCUGGCGCCUACGACGACGCUGCCAAGGCCGAGGCUGGCGGCGCGAUCCAGAGCCGCGAGGCCUCGCAGGAAUCCGUCCCUCUGCCCUUCUACAAGAAGGGCGUGGCGGGGGCCGUCUACCGCCACCGUCGGCCCAUCAUCCACUUUCUCAUCUUCGGCCUCUUCACCGGCUGGUGGAUAGCCAGCCUCAUCCUCCACCGCAACGACAAGAACUGGGUCGUCCCCUUCCUGCUCUGGCUGGCCAUCCAGCUCCGCCUGCUCUUCUUCUACGUCCCCAUCCGCUACGUCACCCAGGUCAUCCUCUUCGUCUGGUCCAACACGGCCGUGCGCAUCUACGAUGUCAUCCCCGCCAAAUUCCGCUCCCUGGCCGGCGGUCUGCUCACCGCCGCCGUCAUGAUCGUCGGCUCCUUCGUCACCAAGGAGGACGCCGACAACACGCGCGAGAACCGCGCCGUCAGCCUGUUCGGCAUGUCCUUCAUCAUCUUCUUCUUCUGGGCCACCAGCCGCCACCGUCGCCAGGUCAACUUCCGCACCGUCUGGGGCGGCAUGCUGACCCAGUACAUCAUCGGCCUCUUCGUCCUGCGCACCAAGGUCGGCUACGACAUCUUCAAGUUCAUCGCCGACCGCGCCGAGGACCUGCUAGGCUUCGCCAAGGACGGCGUCACCUUCCUCACCAACGAGGACGUUGCCGCCCUGCCCAUGUUCUUCUUCAGCGUCAUCCCCGCCAUCAUCUUCUUCAUCUCCCUCGUCCAGGUCCUCUACUUCAUCGGCUUCCUGCAGUGGUUCAUCGUCAAGUUUGCCACCUUUGUCUUCUGGGCUCUGGGCGUCUCGGGCGCCGAGGCCGUCGUCGCCGCUGCCACCCCCUUCAUCGGCCAGGGCGAGUCGGCCAUGCUGGUCCGUCCCUUUGUCGCCCACAUGACCAAGGCCGAGAUCCAUCAGAUCCUGACCUGCGGCUUCGCCACCAUCUCGGGCUCCGUCCUCAUCGGAUACAUCAACCUCGGCCUCAACGCCCAGGCCCUGGUGUCGUCGUGCAUCAUGUCCAUCCCCGCCUCCAUCGCCAUGUCCAAGCUGCGCUACCCUGAGACGGAGGAGACCCUGACGGCCGGCCGCGUAGUCAUACCCGACGACGACGAGCACAAGGCCGAGAAUGCCCUGCACGCCUUCGCCGGCGGUGCCGUCCUGGGUAUCAGGAUAGCCGGGACCAUCAUCGCCUCGAUCCUCUGCAUCCUCGCAGCCGUCGGUCUCGUCAACGGCUUGCUCACCUGGUGGGGACGCUACCUGGACAUCAACGACCCGAAGCUCACCCUCCAGACCAUCUUUGGAUACAUGUUCUAUCCCAUCGCCUUCCUGCUGGGCGUUCCCCGGAACCAGGAUCUGCUCAAGGUGUCUCGCCUGAUCGCCGAGAAGGUUGUCACGAACGAAUACAGCGCCUUCACGCUCCUCGCCACCGACCCGGAAUACUCCAACAUGUCACCCCGAUCCCAGCUCAUCGCCACCUACGCCGUCUGCGGCUUCGGAAACAUCGGCUCCCUGGGUAUCCAGAUCGGCAUCCUGGGUCAGCUGGCUCCCUCGCGCAGCGGCGACGUUUCGAGGCUCGUCGUCUCGGCCCUGGCUACCGGCGUCAUGUCGACCCUCACGUCGGCCAACGUGGCUGGACUGGUCAUCAGUGAUGAAGUGUCGUCUUUUACCAGUACUUCUGUGUCGUCUUGA